UGCACCACACCGACGCCCCUCCGCGGGGGAAGCCGCAGGGCCAAUGCCUUCCAGCUCAGCUCGUGGGGAAGCGCUGGACCAGCCGGGAAGGCCUGUGCCGGACGCCGCUUGUCCCCAACGAAGGGCCUUGAGGGCGUCCAUGCCGCCCGGAGUUUCGGGCCAGAGCAAACCUCCUCCUCCCCGAACUUCCAAACCAGGCUGGCGCCCAGCACCCGGCAGGAGCGCGCGGCAGGAGCGCGCAGGGAGGCGGCCCCGGGCUCCAGCCUGCCCGGGGCGCGCCCGCGGGAGGGGCAUGACACCGGACCGCCCCCUCGCCCCAACCCCGCCCCGGCCGCGAGUGUCCCGGGCUUCGGUUAGGCAGCUGACCGGCGGCGGCCUGGAUCCUUCCAGCAGCUCGAUGGCCUCCCCAAAGAAGCAGCUCCAGGGUCUCGUGGCUGCGACCAUCACACCGAUGACCGAGAAUGGGCCAGCUCGGGACAGAGGCCCUGUGACGUUCCUCCGCCUGCCUUCCGGAGAUAAGUUUGCUGGCUAAUAAGAUUUCAGGGGGCGACGGGCGGCGCUGUUCCCUCGGGGGGCUCCCCCUGCACGGCGAGAGGCAGGAGGGCAGCCAGGGAAGCGGCUCCUUUGGUUCCAGGCGCCCAGCUCGCCCCAGCGGAGCCCAGUCCUUCCCCGUGACCCGCGUAGCCUGGCACGCUUGUCCGCGAGUGUUCCUAGCAGCCAUCGCCAGGCCGGUCUGCUGCGUGCCCGCCUCUGGUCUGCUCCGCCUCUGCCGCGGCACUGCCGGAGCCGGGCAGCUCCCGGGGACAGGCGCGGGCCUCAUCCACCGCCCUCGCGUCUGCAGCGGCUGGUGCAAGCUGUGGUGAGCUCUGUCACUUCCUGACCGUUUGUCCAUGGAGAAGACAGGCGCUGACAGGAAGGAGGAGGGUGCCAGGGCCACGGGGGGCAGCCCUGCGUGUCCUGGGGCUCACUUGGGCCUCCGCCACAGCCCGCACACCUGCCCCGAGCCCCGCGGCUGCAGAGGGAAGUCUUUCUCCACCCACCCACGCUCUCCUCCUCCUGCCCUGGCGUCAAAGCCUGCAUCCCUGACUCGGGCAAGAAGUCUUCUCGUCCUUAGACGAGAGCGGCCACCAGGACACAAAGUCCACUGGGACUGGGAAGACGCCGGGAGAAGCUCUUUUUCCCUCACAUUCCCAGGCGUCACGUGGGAGUCCUUACCGGGCCUUCCAUGGAAAGAAACCCGUGGCCCAGCCAGAGGGGGCCCGGCCUGCAGGAGUGGGAGUCGCAUGGGUUCGGGGCCCUUUGACAGCGGCUGGGAGACCGAGCGGCCACACGCACACGCACACACACGCACACACGCACACGCGUGCCUACGCCUGGGUCUGGCCGGAGCUGAGCAGCUGUUUCACUAGGAGCACGCGUGCUUCCACCUGAUGUGGAAUCCCAGAGCCACGCAAGGGCCAAGGGUCAUGGGAGGUCACGGCGCUGCUGUGCUGCCUCGUGGGGCCAGGCGUGUGGCGUCUGCCUUGUGGGGCCAGGCGUGUGGAGCCUGCCUCGUGGGGCCAGGCGUGUGGAGUCUCCCUCGUGGGGCCAGGCGUGUGGAGCCUGCCUCGUGGGGCCAGGCGUGUGGCGUCUGCCUCGUGGGGCCAGGCGUGUGGAGCCUGCCUCGUGGGGCCAGGCGUGUGGAGUCUCCCUCGUGGGGCCAGGCGUGUGGCAGCUCCCUCGUGGGGCCAGGCGUGUGGAGUCUCCCUCGUGGGGCCAGGCGUGUGGAGCCUGCCUCGUGGGGCCAGGCGUGUGGAGUCUCCCUCGUGGGGCCAGGCGUGUGGAGUCUCCCUCGUGGGGCCAGGCGUGUGGAGUCUCCCUCGUGGGGCCAGGCGUGUGGCGUCUGCCUCGUGGGGCCAGGCGUGUGGCAUCUGCCUCGUGGGGCCAGGCGUGUGGAGCCUGCCUCGAGGGGCCAGGCGUGUGGAGCCUGCCUCGUGGGGCCAGGUGUGUGGAGCCUGCCUCAUGGGGCCAGGCGUGUGGCGGCUCCCUUGGCCGAGGCCGGGCCUCUCGGGGCGCGUCCUGCGCAGCAGACGGAGCACAGGGCCUGUGGAGUCUCCCUCUGCCAAGCUGAUUCAGAAAAACCGUGUGCUUUGCACUGUGAGAGGAGAGCUGUGCGGGUCGCACCUCCCCGUGCGGGCCCUGGCUGCAGCCGAGACAAGGCUGGGCAGUUUCAUAGCACACCCACUCUGCGCCCCAAUGUGCGGCAAAAAAUAAUUUGUUGUGCGUUCCCUCCUCCAGGUAGGGGGGCGGACCAAAUGUCUAGGAACAGGGAGUUGCAAUUCGAUUAUGUUAAUGCAUAAAAACGGAGUGCUGUAGCCGGCGUAGUAACAGAAUACCCACAAAUGUACGGAAAUGUGCAAUUCAGAAUGCAAAGUGGAAAACUUACACAGCUGGGUGUAGAACCCUGUGGAUUUGUAAGUGGGAAGAUGUCAGAGUGUGAGGGAACCCUCCCCCGGGAGAGCCCGCUUCAGGGGACCUGACAUGUCCCCGCCGCGCGCAGCCCCCAGCCCCCAGGUGAGGAAACCCUGCAGGGCCAGGGUCUCGCCUGCAGCAGAAGGGACCCGGGCACCAUGGCGGGCGGGGAGCCAUGGGGAGGCCACGCUGCAGCCUGACCUGCCGCUGGCGGCCUCGGUGACCACGGUGGCACAGCCCUGGCCGGGUUCCCUGGGUCCACCUGCGAUGGAGCUCUGGGCGUU
Oryctolagus cuniculus (rabbit) is the source of this 2735-nucleotide messenger RNA. Lineage: Eukaryota; Metazoa; Chordata; Mammalia; Lagomorpha; Leporidae. The record is from RefSeq and is a predicted model, not a curated record.